AUGCCGCCCGGUCAACUCCUAGAACCGUCGCUCACCGAGUCCGACUUCACCCUCUCCUGCCUCGCCUCUGGGAUUCGAUCCGAUGGCCGAUCCUUCCUUACCCCUCGACCGCUGUCCAUCAGCUUCGGUGCUGAAUUGGGCAACGUGCACGUCACGCUCGGCGACACACGCAUCGCCACGUCCAUCCGAGCGACCCUAUCCCCACCUCGAGCCGAUCGACCUUACGAAGGGUUUCUCACCAUCACAUCCGACAUUUCGCCCAUGGCGGGAACGGAAUACGACGCUUCGGGGGGCGCAUCCUCCUCUGCGCGGGCGAGAGAGUUGUUGUUCGAGCGACUGGUGGAGAAGGCUGUUCGACGAACCGAGGCGGUUGAUAGGGAGAGUUUGUGCGUUGUGGCGGGCGAACAGGUGUGGGAUGUCCAAUUGACGCUUCAUCUUCUCUCGGAUGCGGGGGGCGCAUUGGACGCUGCUGUGCUAGCCUGUUUGGCGAGUCUCCGCCAUUUCAGGCGCAACGACGUCAGUGUCGAAGGUGGCAAAGUCCGCCUGUUCGGGUUGGACGAGAGGGUAGGCGUACCACUGGCGAUUCACCACACUCCAUUGUGCGUUAGCUUUGCGCUGUUCGAUAACGUCCUCCCCCCCACCGCGGAGGGCGAGGACGAAAAAGCAGCAAGCACAGGUUCAGUCGCACUCCUCGACCCAUCCCUGCUGGAAGAACAGCUGGCACAGUCCAAGUUGACCCUCGUGCUCAAUGCGCAGCGCGAGAUCUGCGUGCUCGACAAAUCGUACGGCAGCCCCAUCGACCCAAGGCUGCUAUUGGACUUGAUACAGGUCGGACUGCGGAGAGUGCAGGAACUCACAGAAUCGCUCGAUGAGGCGUUGAGACGCGAUGCAGAGACGAGGGUCGUAGAAGUCAUCUAA
Messenger RNA from Kalmanozyma brasiliensis GHG001, 918 nucleotides. RefSeq names its product Exoribonuclease, phosphorolytic domain 2. The coding region runs from base 1 to 918 and encodes 305 amino acids. The transcript has a single exon. Gene Ontology annotation, biological process: U4 snRNA 3'-end processing; nuclear polyadenylation-dependent mRNA catabolic process; nuclear mRNA surveillance. Lineage: Eukaryota; Fungi; Basidiomycota; Ustilaginomycetes; Ustilaginales. Gene Ontology annotation, cellular component: cytoplasmic exosome (RNase complex); nuclear exosome (RNase complex). The record is from RefSeq and is a predicted model, not a curated record.